Molecule: messenger RNA, 2079 nt
Organism: Seriola aureovittata
Lineage: Eukaryota; Metazoa; Chordata; Actinopteri; Carangiformes; Carangidae
Product: putative nuclease HARBI1
Exons: 2
Coding region: 528-1646 (372 amino acids)
Source: RefSeq, a predicted model, not a curated record
GAUUUUAUCGUGAAGUACAUCCGUCUAAAUCACAACUAGUGCUGCAAUAAGAUCUACAAUCAAAGCUUUUGCUUUAUAGUGAUACCAUUCUAUAAAUGUUAAAACUGAAAGGUAAUUUUUGUUUUCUCCUCUACGGGGUUUACAAUGUGCAGUAGAUGAAAUAAGUACAGUUAUGAAUUAUCAUCAUCACAGUUAUCUGUAAAGCACAACUGAAACCUGUCGAUAACGCUAGGAUUUUUAUGUAUUUGCAUAAUGAGUCACACUUUCCCCAAGUCCUUCUUACUGAAAUGACUGAAGAUGUCAUUUAUUUAUGUAUUUAAAUAUAGCUGCGUUUGUCGGUGUUUUUUUAUUCUUGGCCACUAGGUGGCGAUACCACACAGCUUUGGCAACUGCCUAAAACAUCAUAGAAGAAGACCGUGCCUCCAUGAAGCUCGCCAUGUUUUAUUAUGUGUUGUUCCUCCAUUAAGCUCUGUUGGGCCUUCUGCCAGAGUCACACGUGUGUUUAAACAUAGUGCAGCAGCAAACAAAUGGCCUUCGCUCUGCCGGUGUGGCUCGCGGUGCAGGAGGAACUCCUCGGACAUGGCGCGGCAGACCAUGAGCCUCCGAGCUGCUUCGACGAUUUCGACGACGAAGCUUUGUUCCAGAUGUUCCACCUCACCAGAUCCUGCAUCGCUUUCAUUACAGAUGCUAUACGCAUCCGCAUGAAGACAGUCGUUAUGGACAACCCUGAGCUGCCCGUAGACGCGAUGGUCAUGGUGGCGCUGAACUAUUACGCACACGGAGUCUCCUCCUCUGCCGUGCUGCAGAGACUCGGACUGAGCGAGACGGACUACGCCGUGGUUGUUAUUAGCACAGUCUCCGACGUCAUCGCAGGGAUGUCCGAUCAGUUCAUCUCAUUCCCACUAACCCGGGACGCCAGAGCCAAUGUCGCCUUCAAGAUAGAGAAAAUAUGUGGGAUCCCCAACGUGCUGGGCGUCCUGGCUCCAGCCCACUUCAGGAUCAGAACUUCUCCGUAUGAGAGGAGCACCUUCAGGGCUUUUGUCAACAGCUUGAGUUACACGUCGGUCGUGAGCCAGAUCAUGUGUGACUCCGACGGCAACAUACUCAGUGUUGAACAUUGUUGCGUGGGCAGCACGUUUGAGCAGGAAAUGUGGGAGUCGUCGUUCAAAGGGAGGGAGAUGGAGAACGAAUUGCAUGGACCAUAUUGGGUUGUUGGUGGGAAAGGCUACCACUUAAGCAAACAUGUGUUGACUCCUGUGUCUGAACCUGCAAAUGACAAGGAGGGCCGCUUCAACGAGGCCCACACAAAGAUCCACAACGUCAUGAGGGCAACGCUCGGCUCCCUGAGGAGGCGUUUCAGGUGUCUGAUGCAACUUGGUUUUGCACAAGAAACUUCUUUGAACAAAAAGUCUAACAUUAUCAAGGCAUGCUGUGUGUUGCACAACAUUGCAAAGAAGUUUUCCGUCCCUCCCCCGCCUGCAGCGGGUAAAAUUGAGCCCCUGCAUCCUGGCAAGCAGCAAUCGACGCCAGUGGAGGUCAACCCAGAGGCUCUGAAAGCCAGACAGAAACUCAUCGAUGUUAACUUCUCUUUAGUCACCAGUGGCCAGAACCCACCGAGUAACAACAUCACAGAGGACAAUGUGUGAACAGAGUGGGUGCAUCGUCUGCUCCAUUUCUUAAUGUCUUCAUUUGGAUCCCCAUUAGCUUCCACACAGUGGUCCCUAAUCUUCCUGGGGUCCACACGCAAAAACAACUAAUAAAAGAAACAAUCAUUAAAAACACACUAUAUCAAUAAAGUAAAAGCAGCAAAGAGUAUCACUGACGUACUGACACACUGAGGAGGACAAACACUGAAACUAACACCCAGAUUACGGUGCUGGAUUUCACAGCUUUCUGUUGCUUUUCAGUUUGACACUAAUAUGUAAAUGUGAUGGAACACUGGGUUUUUCACCUUGUUUGCAGAGUUGGUAGGAAGACAUUCAGGUAUUUUUGUUAACAUAAAAUAUUUUAUUUCGUAUACAAAUAGAUAAUCAUUCUUUUCUACCUAUAUUUCUUCUUAAUAAAAGUAAUUUGAAAACA